Oncorhynchus gorbuscha (pink salmon) is the source of this 6007-nucleotide messenger RNA. RefSeq names its product nuclear factor of activated T-cells 5-like. Gene Ontology annotation, biological process: regulation of transcription by RNA polymerase II; calcineurin-NFAT signaling cascade; cytokine production. The transcript has 14 exons. Lineage: Eukaryota; Metazoa; Chordata; Actinopteri; Salmoniformes; Salmonidae. Gene Ontology annotation, molecular function: DNA-binding transcription factor activity, RNA polymerase II-specific; RNA polymerase II cis-regulatory region sequence-specific DNA binding; transcription factor binding. The record is from RefSeq and is a predicted model, not a curated record. Gene Ontology annotation, cellular component: transcription regulator complex. The coding region runs from base 236 to 4345 and encodes 1369 amino acids.
UGAACACAUUUGACAAACACGAACGUGAAGGAGGCAGAAAGAAGCGUGUUACACAGGCUAAUAACGACUGGUUCAAGAUAUACGUAGUCUAUAUGCCAAAUAGCGUUUUGUUUGUUGUCAGUAUAUUUAUUUCCCAUUAAUUCAGUUUCAGAGAAAUAUUUAAUUCUAGCUUGCUAGCUCAGCGACGUUCAUAUCUGAGGGCGUCCGAUUUCCCCUCCUCUUCAGAGGCAUUACGAUGCCCUCUGAUUUCAUAUCCCUACUCAGCGCGGAUCUCGACCUGAAUUCCCCCAAAUCCCUAUAUUCCAAAGAAUCAGUGUAUGACCUUCUCCCCAAAGAGCUGCAGCUGCCAUCCUCUACUCAGCAAAACCCAGCAGCAGCCAUGAGCCAGAAGAGCGGUGGAGAGGCAGUUCCUCCUCCCUCAGCUGCCCUUGACUCAGAUGCCACCACCGUCUCCUCUUCUAUGACCAUGGGAGGCCCUCGCAGUGCUUUUCCCACCUCUUCCAGCUCCAUCGUGCACUCCACUACUUCAGCCACCGACCAGACCUCUGCUCAUACCGGCAUCGCCGCUCCAGACGAAGGUGUAAGUAGCAGAGCGGUGGCCGAGAUGCUUGGAGCCGAGGGCGGGACUGGCAACAGUGGGAGUGCUGGUGGCGGCAGGGCUGGCGGAGAGAAAGGAGGAGGGGCAGGAUCCCUAGGUGGAGGAGGAAGAGGGGGGGCAUCCCAGGAGGCCCAGCAGCACCACCAGAUGACCCCCUCCAAGCGGCGGACGGUGCUGAACAUCUCGCCUCCACCCGAGGACCUGUUUGACGACAGCCGCAUGUCCUGCCAGGAGGAUCAGCUCCAGGACUCCGAGCAGAGCAACAGCAUCUGGAUGGAUGACUCCGCCUCCAACUUCAGCAUCGUCAGCUCCAGCUCCUACAACGACAACACAGAGGUGCCCCGGAAGUCCCGCAAGCGCACCCCCCGCCAGCGACCCGGGCCCAAGCCUGCCUCGGCCGAGGAGGCCAGCAUGGACGUGUUUGAUGCAGACAGUGCCAAAGGGCCUCACUUUGUGCUCUCACAGCUGGGCUCAGACAGCAAGGCCUGUACCAAAGGAAGUUCGGCAGAUGGCUCCCAAACAACCCAUCAGAAAGGUGGGACCCUAGUGAGCCAGUUCCCCCAGAAGAGUGAGGGCAAGGAGCUGAAGAUCCUGGUCCAGCCUGAGACCCAGCACAGAGCCCGCUACCUGACUGAGGGCAGCAGGGGGUCGGUGAAGGACCGCACUCAGCAGGGCUUCCCCACCCUAAAGCUGGAGGGUGUGAAUGAGGCAGUGGUGCUGCAGGUGUUUGUGGGUAAUGACGCUGGGCGUGUAAAGCCACAUGGGUUCUACCAGGCCUGCAGGGUGACGGGGCGCAACACCACAGCCUGCAAGGAGGUGGACAUCGAGGGCACUACUGUCAUUGAAGUGUCCCUGGACCCCAGCAAUAAUAUGACCCUGGCGGUGGACUGCGUGGGGAUCCUAAAGCUGCGUAACGCUGAUGUGGAAGCUCGUAUCGGGGUGGCCGGCUCCAAAAAGAAGAGCACGCGUGCCAGGCUGGUGUUUCGGGUCAACAUCCCCAGGCCGGACGGCUCGGUGCUCACGUUACAGACACCGUCGUCCCCCAUCCUGUGCACCCAGCCUGCAGGGGUGCCUGAGAUUCUGAAGAAGUCCCUCCAUAGUUGCUCGGUGAGGGGCGAUGAGGAGGUCUUCAUCAUUGGGAAGAACUUCCUCAAGGACACCAAGGUCAUAUUCCAGGAAAAUGUGUCAGAUGAGAAGUCUUGGAAGGCAGAGGCUGAAAUUGACAUGGAGCUGUUUCACCAGAAUCACUUGAUUGUGAAGGUUCCUCCAUACCAGAACCCAGCCAUCGUGUCUACGGUGUGUGUAGGGAUCUACGUGGUGACCAAUGCUGGCCGAUCCCACGACGUGCAGCCUUUUACAUACACUCCAGAACCAGUGGACAUAUCUGUGAAGAAAGAAGUUCCAUCUCCAGGCAAGCCCUGCCCUUUUGAUCAACGGAUGAAAGUAAUUGAUGGUGCCUUGAUGCCCCCAAUGUUGCCUCUUGUGAAGAGAGAAGAGGUCACUCCAAUGGAGGUCUCCAGCAACCUCCCUUCUGCUGGCAUUUUCAAGCGAACCCCCGAUGUCAUGUGUUCGGUCCAGCAGACGCUGGACAUGAGUUCCAACCUUCCCCCCAACAACAGCCCAUUCUCCAACUCCUUGCCGCGGUCUGCCAGUGACCCUGAUGAAUCCCAAACAGCAGUCUUCAACAGUGCAGAGGCCCUGAGCACCAUACAGAAGCAGGACAUUGCUCCCACCAACUCCUUCCCCUUGCCUGCAGACUCUCUACUCCAACCUGGGCCUCAGCAGUUCCUCCUGGAGCCCAGAGAGGGGCUGGGGCAGGACAGGGCCAGCAACAACGCUGGGGCGGUAGGGAGGCUCAGUCAACAAGUGGAGGCUCCUCAACCUGCCCCCCAGCAACACCAGCUGCCCAUAUUCCCCCCAGACGAGGUGGCUCAACUGGAACAAGCAGUGAGACAACUGCAGGCCAAAGGGUACUGCAGCCAGCAGCAACAGCGACAACAGCAACAGAUUCAACAACAACAAAUUCAGCAACAACAGCAGCAACAACAACAGCAGCAACAAAUUCAGCAACAACAGCAGCAGCAACAAAUUCAGCAACAACAGCAACAACAAAUUCAGCAACAGCAACUACAGCAACAACAGAUUCAACAACAACAAAUUCAGCAACAACAGCAAAUUCAACAGCAACAAAUUCAACAGCAACAAAUUCAACACCAGCAGCAGCAACAGCAAGUAUUGGAGAACCUGCAGCAGCAGCUGUUUCAGUCACAGAUCCCCAUGCAAUGUGGCAUAUUCCAGGGCGGUUCUCGAGGUGAGAACACUGAACAGCAGGGUUCCCAGCAGGGCAUGGUGCAGAACCAUGGUUCCCUCUUUCAGCAGGCCCAACAGCAGCAGCAACAACAACAGAAACAGCAGCAGCAAGCAGCACUCUUUCAGCAAGCCAAUGAGAUCCUCUCCAUUCAGACCAACUUCCUCCAUCAGACCCCUUCUCAUCCCUCUCCACCCCUCUUUCAUAACCCCAACCCCCUGGCUGAGGCACAGGACCCACAGGGGGCACUGUUCCACACUCAGAAGGCCUCUCCCACCCAGGAGCAGGUCCAGGCAACCCUCUUCCAGAACACCCUGACAGUGUUGAGUAGGACCAGCCUCUCCCCAGAGCAGCCCCCCUCUACCGCCAACCUGUUCCUCCCCCAGAGUACCCUGCCCGGGCAGCUUUCCGCUAGCGGUAGCCAGCAGCAGCAGCUGGCCUUCCUCAGUGCCCUGCAGACCUCUGCCACUGAGCCCCAGUCAGUGUUCCAGGCUCAGACCCAGCUUUCCCCCAUCCAGCAGGGGACCCCCAUGGAGCAGCAGCAGCCCUCCCAGCCUCAGCCCCAGCCUCAGCCACCUCAGCAGAACUCCAUGUUUCAGAACAUCUCCCCUCAUCCACCUGCAAACACUCUCUCUCAGACCCAGCAGCAGCAGGCCAGCCUACUGUUUUGCAGCAACCCCCUCUCCACUCCAGAGCAGGCCCCCAGUCUGCUGUUCAGCGGCCAGGGCCAGAUGCCCCCCAUGAGCAGCAGCAGCCUGAACUCUCAGGAGCCCCAAAACUCCUCCAUGCUGUUUUCUCAGGCCAGCAUGGUGACUGUUAGCCAGCAGGAAUCCUCUGAGCCCAUGGCCUUCCAGGACCAGAGCCAGGUGGUGGGGAACCCCUCAGAGCCUCGCCAGCAGGGCCUGUUCCAAGAGCAGCAGCCCAUGCAACUGAUCACCAGCUCCAACAACGGCCCAGAGCAGCCCGUCUCCCUCUUCAUGCCCCAAUCCAACAUGGCUGCCCUGCAGGGUUGCAUGGCUGCCCAGGAGCUCCCGCAAACGGGCAUCUUCAGCACCCAGAAUGGGGUGGCAGGUCUGCAGACCACCACCUCCUCCCCUGUGCAGCAGCCAGGGUCUCUGUUCCAGACAGCAGUCAGUGGGACCCUCAACCAGCCCAGCGAGGCCCAGCAGCCAGGCCUCUUCCUCUUUGGGAUUCAGAAUGAGUGUGGCCAGCUGAUAACCUCUCCUGGAACCACUCUGUCUGAUCAGAUCAUUGCCAUCAGUCAGUCUGGUCAGAACCAGAGAGAGAGCGAGGCCCAGAUCCAGUCGCUGCUCAACCAGUCCAUGUCUGAGUCAGGGAGCAUGCAGAACAGCAUGACCGCCUCCCAGAACAUGGAGAAGAUAGAUGACCUACUUGUCAGCCUGCAGGAGCAGGGCAACAACCUCACUCGCUCCUACUAGGCCUGCUAUAGGUUUCAGGAGCCCCGAAGACCCCCAGUGUGGACCCCCAUUACAGACGGCAGAAGACCCCAGUGUGGACCCCAUUACAGAUGGCAGAAGAAUGGAAACAAAUUCAACAGUAUGGGCUCUUGUCCAAACUCCAAGUUACAUGUAAGCCUCAGCGGCCUUCUUCUCCAAGGACAGUCUUCAUGUGUAGAUGAUCCACAGUGGCGCCGAGCGGGGUACCAGUCCGCCACUGCAUCUAAACCUGGACCUCAAAAUAGGACAUAGGUUGUAGUCACCCCAUAACUGCAGUGUGGUCAAUGUAUCUGACAGCUAGUCGCCUCCAGCUGUUAUUGAAACAUGACACUAUGUAAUGUUUGGCUAACUCAUCAGUUCUCAGAGCAGCACUUUGCGGUGUGGUUUUAUAAGGAUGGCUAGCACAGCAUUCUAUCUUCUCCAGGACCAGAGUGUGGGCUCACAAUUGUUUAUAACGCAUUGUUGUCCUUUUUAUACGAUAUUAAAAGUAUUUUAGGAAAUAGCAAAAGAAAAUAUACAAUUUGUGAAAAACAAACCUUUAAGAUAUUUUGACAUUGGUUCUUUCAGCACUUUACGAUGCUUUCCUUUUGUGACCAUUUCCUCAUUAAGUUGGCCCAUGCAUUCACUCGUCAGCUGUUUAUCUCUCCUGCUGUUUACUGGAUGUACAGCUCGACUACUUUAUUACUCCUGCAUGUGUGUUGAGUUAUGGCUUUAGUUUUUUAUUGCUCCUUUCAUGAAACACCCGUUUAUCUUAUUGGCAGCCAUCUUCCCAUUACCCAUUCCUGAGAAUAACUCCAACUAUUUAAGUACUACACCAUGGAUUUCUUUCCCUGAUUAGACUCUGGAGUACGAGAGAUGCUCUAGAUUAGAGUCAAUGUGGAUCAAGAAAAAAUAAAAUAAUUCAGCCUUUAAAUCAUUAAUUUCCACUCUACAUAAUUAAAUAAUAGGCCUACAGUUUGAAUAAAUCAUAACCAUAUAUGCGUACCAUAUACCAGUGCGCACGGUUGUCUGAUUGAUGUAAUUAAAGAGUAUAUUGUUAUUUGUAUCAUUCUAUGGCAAGUGUAGAUAAUGUGUUGUUUUUUAGUGAUGUCUCCAUGGCAGAUGUUUGUAUUAGCUCACGUCUGGCACGCACGAACUAGACUUAUCUAUAGAUCAGAGAGGAGUUUUCCGUAUGUUUGUCUUACUGUAAAACAGCAACUCUCUUGCCUACAGUGGGCCACCCCAGGACCUGAGUCAAGGCCUCAAGUCACAGCCUCCUUUUUCGUCUUCAUGAAUGGCCAGUUUUAUGGCUCAUAGUGAUUGGUGUGUUCAUAUUUGUCGUUUGAGACUAGCCAUGUUUUGACAGGGAGAAAAUGGUGAAAGUGACUGGAGCAGUUAUUUGUUUUGCCUUGACCAUGAAUGGUGGUUUGUAGUUGAAUUAUUAGUGUCAGGCGUGAUAUACAGAUGUAGGAUCUUAAUUUGAUCACUCUUUUGUUGCUGAGAAUUUUCCUGCACCUCAAGAAAUACAAACUUGGAGUUUUUCUUUAUAUAUAUAUAUAUUUAGUACUUUUUACCCCCAAUUUCGUGAUAUCCAAUUGGUAGUUGGUCUUGUACCAUCGCUGCAACUCCUGUACAAACUCGGGAGAGGUGAAGGUCGAGAGUCAU